GGACGCCGGGCGAUAGCCGUCGGGGUCGGGGCGGCUGGCAGUGGGCACAGGCUCCCCGGUGCCCGCCCCUCCGCCGGGAGGGGGGCGCGAGCGGGCGGCCGGGGAGGGGCCGGCACCGCCAAGGCAAAAUGAGCCUGCUGUCUGCCAUCGAUACGAGCACCGCCUCGGUGUACCAGCCGGCCCAGCUACUCAACUGGGUCUACCUGUCGCUUCAGGACACACACCAGGCUAGUGCCUUCGAUGCCUUCCGGCCCGAGCCGCCCGCCGGCGCCGCGCCCCCGGAGCUGGCCUUCGGCAAGGGCCGCCCGGAGCAGCUGGGUUCUCCCUUGCACUCCAGCUAUCUUAACAGCGUCUUCCAGCUGCAGCGCGGAGAGGCGCUGAGCAGCAGUGUGUACAGGAAUGCUUCACCCUAUGGCUCUCUCAACAACAUCGCAGAUGGCCUCAGCUCCCUCACUGAGCAUUUCUCAGACCUGACGCUCACCUCUGAGGCCCGCAAGCCCAGCAAGCGGCCUCCGCCGAACUACCUGUGCCACCUGUGUUUCAACAAAGGACACUACAUUAAGGAUUGCCCUCAGGCACGCCCCAAAGGUGAGGGUCUGACACCGUACCAAGGCAAGAAGCGCUGCUUUGGCGAGUACAAGUGUCCGAAAUGCAAGAGAAAAUGGAUGAGUGGGAACUCCUGGGCCAACAUGGGACAGGAGUGCAUUAAGUGCCACAUCAACGUGUACCCGCACAAACAGAGACCCCUGGAGAAGCCUGAUGGUCUGGAUGUGUCUGACCAGAGCAAGGAGCACCCACAGCACCUCUGUGAAAAGUGCAAGGUCCUGGGCUACUACUGUCGUCGUGUGCAGUGAACUUGGCCACCACGGCAGCACCCCUCAGCUGCCACCUCCCUGUGCUUCCCCAAGGGAUGAAUGUCUCCUCUAUUUGAGGAGACUCCACAGGCCUGUGAGCUUAAGCAGAGGAAGCUCGUGGCCUUAUCUCAUGUGUUGACAGAGUGCCUGACAUGCCCUGGACAGGGUGCAGAGACAGGAGGCUCCUGGGACUCUUCACCAUAGGCCUAGGCUCUGUAGGGGGACAGAGGCCAGCAGAGGUCUUGGUGCCCCUGCAGGCUCUCAGUUCCUGAGUGUCUUUGGGGCUGAGAGACCUUGUAUCUGCCACAAGUACACUAGGUGAACUGUGACUCCUGAGGCCUGUGAGAAGCCGUCCCUCCCCUCCAAGACCAGCCAGAACCUUGCAGCUUGCCUCCUAUGAAAAACCACUUAGGGAAGUCCUGAUUUGUUCCCAGUCUGCAGCUACAGUGGGCAGCCACUUGUUCUAGCAGCAGCUGAGGAGUGGUCCUCUGUCCCUGCCCACACUGAGUCCCAAAUCUGCCCAGCCCCUGACACCACUGCAUUGCCCCUGGUAGCUAAAAACAGCCUUCUUCUGUCAAUAAGACUGGCAGGCAGAGGGUGAGGCAGGGGGCACACUGAACAGUGAACAGUGUUUCAAGACCUCCUAGGAGCAUCAGGCAUCACCACCUCUCAUGA
Molecule: messenger RNA, 1529 nt
Organism: Acomys russatus (golden spiny mouse)
Lineage: Eukaryota; Metazoa; Chordata; Mammalia; Rodentia; Muridae
Gene: Zcchc24
Product: zinc finger CCHC-type containing 24
Exons: 4
Coding region: 129-854 (241 amino acids)
Molecular function (GO): nucleic acid binding; zinc ion binding
Source: RefSeq, a predicted model, not a curated record